AUGGACUAUAUUUAUGAGGCUAUAGAUAGGGCAAAAGAAGCAAUUAUGAAAGUCUUUAAGGAGAAAGAAGAUAAAUACAAAGAAGUGUUUGAGAUCAUUGAUAAGAGAUGGGAAUGCCAACUUCAUUGGCCUCUGCAUGCUGCAAGACAUUAUUUGAAUCUAGAAUAUGUUUGUUCAGACACAUAUUCAAAUAUCUAUGGAGAAGUGGUGAAUGGUUUGUUUGAAGCUAUGGAGAGAUUUGUUUCAAACGCUGUUGAACAAGAUAAAAUCACUACCCAACUCUCUAUAUAUCGAAAGGCAGAAGGGUUAUUUGGGAGGAAUGUGACAAUUAUACAUAGAAUAGUAUUAUUUCCAGCAGAAUGGUGGGAAUGCUACGGAGCAAAUACCCCAGAACUGCAAAAGUUUGCUAUAAAGUGCUUAGCCUUACUUGUAGUGCUUCCGACUGUGAGCGCAAUUGGCGUGUAUUUGAGCGGUAUGAUGCCCAUGAUAAGAUUGACCCCCAUCUCUUUGACAGAUAUUGAUGAUAAUAAUGAAUGGUUGAUGGAUAGAAUGGAUGAAGAAAGUGAUAAUGAAGAAGAUGAGUUGAUUUUUGAUGGUGAUGACUUGACAUGGGAUGUCAUUGCUAGGGCUAGUAGAGCUGAAGAACCUGAAUAUUGUACUAGAGGAAAAAAAUAUUACAUCCAUGGCCUCUAG
This is a messenger RNA of Zingiber officinale, 693 nucleotides long. RefSeq lists its product as uncharacterized. The coding region runs from base 1 to 693 and encodes 230 amino acids. The transcript has 2 exons. Lineage: Eukaryota; Viridiplantae; Streptophyta; Magnoliopsida; Zingiberales; Zingiberaceae. The record is from RefSeq and is a predicted model, not a curated record.